Aegilops tauschii subsp. strangulata is the source of this 654-nucleotide messenger RNA. Lineage: Eukaryota; Viridiplantae; Streptophyta; Magnoliopsida; Poales; Poaceae. The record is from RefSeq and is a predicted model, not a curated record.
AUGGGAGGCGCCGAUGAUAUUGUGAGCAAGAAUCUAGCCAGUAUGUGCGCCGGCAACGGGGACUUCGGUACGGCCCAGCAGCGAUGCAACAUAACUGGAUAUGAUGGUGUGAACUAUGGUGUUCUGGAGUGGGUAGAUGCCCCUUGGCCAAUAAUUCUGCAGAGGUGUUUAACCAAGCUGUGGGAUAUGUAUCAUGAGGAGAACCUUGGUAGAGUCCAAGACAAAGAAGCUCAUGAGAUAGAGGUUGAGAAACUGAAGAAGGAGCUGGAUUCUCUUGCCAAUCAGUAUAGUCAGCUUGUGGAUGAUGUAUCCAAGCUGUUUGAUUACCAGGAUGGGCAGAAAUCCCAUGACAUGGAUUACACAAGCCAAGCAAUCAAUGAACUUAAGGAGAAGAAGCAUCAGCUUGAGGAGCAGGCAAAGAUUGAGGUUCAAAUGGAGAAGCUUAAGCUGAAGAAAGAACAGAGGUGCAUCCUGCAGAGUCAAGCUGAUAUCAUUCAAAACACCAGGAAGGCCAUGAAGGAGAUACAAGUGGAGAGAGACCUCCUUAAAGAAGAAAAGAAGAAGCUGGAGCAUGUCAUUUCUGAGCUACUGAAGGUUGGUCAUGGGUGCAAGGAAAAGCUGGACAAGAUCAAACAAGUUGUCAUGGAGGAGUGA